UUUUCUGCACUCUUGUGACAAGACAAUUUCCCCACUCUGGGAGAAAUAAAGUUCUCUCAAUCAAUCAAUCAAUCAAUCAAUCUAGGAACAUUCUGAUAUGCUAAUCACGAGACGAAGAGUGCGGUUGGGGGUUUUCGGCUCAAGAGGAGGGAUGAAAAAUACACAAAAUGGGCUAAGGUAGUUGCGAGGAACGGCCAACUUGAGGGGGGAGAAACUACUCUGCAGAAAUCCAAUUUAAGAGAUUAGUUUAUUGGCUGAAGCUAAAUCCAUCGGUAAUUAGAAGUAAAUCAAAGGUGAAAGCAUGCAACACACUUAGAUGCACAACUUUCCCUCUCUCAUUAGGCUUAUUUGGACCAUCUAGCUAGCUGGUGGACUUUGCAAAAAUAGGCCCACCUUUUCGAAUCAUUUUUGCAACCAACCAACCAACCAACCAACCAACCAACCAACCAACCAAGCCAUCAUUAAAACAGGACAUGGACAAUGAUUGGAAAAACAGUCCAAUCUACAAAUGGGAAAGAAAGAAAUGAUCAGACGAUGGCCACAUGACUGAAUUUGGCUAUGUUCACGCCCACAAUGGCACAGUCCACCCUUUUUUCUAACGACACCGGCUUGUGCACACCUGUGAAAUGACCAACAACUGGUCUAAUACACCUCCAGUUGCAGUAGAAUAGGGAGACAGACUCACAAGCAGGUGACAACUAGAGCUGUUUUUUGAGUGCACGCUCACGCUGUUCUAUGGCUUAGCGGCGGGAGCAAGGCUCGUAUGAAGCUAUUGGGUCGUGUUACUGUUGGUCAAGUCAAGUUGAUUGAUAUAGCCCGAAAUCACAAGCAAGUCUCAAAGAGCUUCACAUGUACAAAAAUGGAUAAUUAAAUCCCCGGCCGGAUCUUAAACUCCCAGGCGGGGCAAGGAAUAACUCUGAAAGCCCCUGCUGGGGGCAAAACCUUGAGAAGAGACCACAGAUGGGAGGAUGACCAGGCUGCAAUGGAUGCACAUCAUAUCAAACAAGCCAAAGAAAAAGUGGAUGUCCAAUUCAAAGGGCAGCAAAAUGGGAACGACGCACAGCGGGAACAAGGCUAAGCUGAUGAGGACGGAUGCAGUGGAAAAGCACAGCAGGAAGGCGACUUCCAGCAGGACUUUCACAAUGACUGGAAGCCUCCGGCGUACAGAAUUCUCCAAAGAGUCCCUGUCAAAAGUGCCUGAAGGAUAAUCAAUAAAAGGACACCAGUGCGAUCCAAACAAAGAGAUCGGGACAGAACCGUCCACCCGUUGCUUGUGCUCAGACGGACAGCUUUCCUGCGCUCCCUCUCGGUGUCCCGAGGGUCAAAGCUGCGUUGGUGCUCACAUGCGACGCCCCAGGGAGGCGUCUGACGCUGGGCUAUGUACUAUACAUAGCAACACGGACUGCAGCACUUUUGAUGGAGUAUUAUUUCGCUUCACGGCCCCCUGCAACUACAUUCUGGCACAGACCUGCUCUUCCUCUGAGGCUUUGUCCACUUUUAGUGUGGAGGUAGUCGGUGACCAUGAUGGCAAUUCAUCGCUUCCAGCUGUGCAGCAGGUCAUUGUGUCUGUGGGGAAUGACAGAGUGUCUCUUGUAAAAUGGCAGACACAAAGAGUUGUGGUCAAUGGGUUUCGGAGGAAUCUUCCACUCAUCUUCAGGAGUAGCACGGUCAAAAUCAAGAGUAACCUGGCAGCUGUUGAACUCGAAACCAGUUUCGGCCUUUCCGUGUCAUAUGACAAUGCGGGUGAUGUGCACAUCCAGCUGCCGUCCGUUUACUGCGAGAAAGUCUGCGGAUUAUGGGGCAACUUCAACCAUCUCAGAGAGGAUGACUUGGGAAAUCCUGACGGAGCACCUGCGCACAGUGCCGCAGAUUCGGCCGACGGCUGCCAAACGGUUCUCCUCCCUCAUCGCUGCGACCCCGCCGAAGGAGCCGAAUAUAGCGACGAGCCGAACUGCGGAGGCCUCCUCUCCAGUACGGGACCGUUUGCAGCAUGUCGAGCCUUUCUGGGAGCAGAAAGCUACUUCAGGGGAUGUGUGAACAAAAUGUGCGCCACUCGCGGUGACCCUCGGGUGCUCUGUGAGACGUUGCAGAUGUAUGCAGAUAUCUGCAGGGACGCUGGCGUUACUGUGCCGUCAUGGUGGAAUUCUACCAUGUGCCCUCCACAAUGCGGUGAGAACAGCCAUUACAACUCAUGCGCCGACGGAUGUUCAGACGUCUGCUCCGGCGGUCAGGAUAGAGUGGGAUGGUGCGGACGUUGCCAGGAAAGGUGCGAGUGCAACGACGGCUUCAAACUCAGCGGGGGCAAAUGUGUUCCAACGGACGACUGUGGGUGCUGGCAUCAAGGAGAACACUAUGAGAAAGGACAAAUGGUCUUGGAAGGAGAAUGUUUGCAGGAGUGCCAAUGUAUGGGCCACAAUAAUGUCCAGUGCGCUCGAUUGCGAUGCGCCAGAAAUGAAGCUUGUAAGGUUGAAGCCAGAGUCAGAGGAUGCUUCCCAAGCAAGCCUGCUGCCACCUGUAGCGUGUACGGUGAUCCGCACUACAUCACCUUUGACGGGACGGCGUACGACUUUCAAGGCGGAUGCAGUUACAUACUGGCUAGCACAUGUGGAGCCCAGAGCUCGGUCCAUUUCACAGUGAUCGGGCACAACAUGCAUCCUCUCCUUCAUAACAUCACCCGCUCGAAGCUGGAUGCUGUGACACUUGAAAUUGACAAUUGGAACUUCACAUUGAAUGAGAGCAACAAAACUCCCUUACUGAACUACGUUGUCUUAGAGACAACCUUUGGACUAAGGAGGCAAAACAGGUUCUCCCUGCAAGUCGAUGAGAGCUACAAAUACCAACUGUGUGGUCUUUGUGGUACCUACUCAGACCAGCGGGAUGGUGACUUCAUAAAACCAAGUGGGCAAAAUGCUACAGAAGCGUUUGAGUUUGCUGAUAGCUGGAGGGCACCACACAAAAAUGAGAGUUAUUUUAUUGAUACAACUGACAUCAAUUUCUCCCUUCCAAGAUGUGUUUCCCACCCAAAUGAUCCUCGACUCUGUGAAAACCAGGAGGAGGCCUACGAUGAGUGCUUUGCCAUCCUUGGAGAUGCCUUCCAACCUUGCCACGAAAGCGUUCACCCGAGCGCCUAUAUCAAUAGUUGUGUUGGUGACUAUUGCGCAACAAGUGGCAACCAACACACCUUGUGUGAAGCUCUUAAAUCCUACGCAGUCGCUUGCCGUGUGGCAGGAGUGGAACUGCCCCAUUGGGCGACAGGUUCCGUCUGUGAAGCCCAAACUACAGAAAAUCCUCCUCCAACUCGUCCCGCCUCGCAAAAUGAAAAAUCAGUGACAUUGUUCCUGGAGCUGCAGAGAACAGACCACUACAGUCAGUAUGCCAACUCCUCACUUGUCAUUUUGGAAGACCUAUGCCAUUGGAAUCAGCUCGUUACUGACGCAUUUGACUGGACGAGACAAAGCGUUUCAACCCCUACACUCCUGACAGGGCCCUCUUCAGAUCACACCACAGGAUAUGGCCACUACCUUUACAUUGAAGCCAACAGCGCAUCAUAUGGAGACACAGCUCGCCUCAUCAGUUCAGAGUGCUCUGCCUCUGGUCCGCAAUGUCUGCACUUCUGGUACCAUAUGUACGGCUCGGCCGACACUAUGGGCCUCCAUGUGUAUUUGCUGCAAGACAAAGAGGCUUAUGCUAUUCGUCGGACCAGGAACAAUCAAGGAGCUAUAUGGCAUCUGGCCCAGGUUGAUUUCACCGCAACUGGAUCUUUUCAGAUCCUUUUUGAGGGUCGACGAGGUUCUAAUGAUCAGUCAGAUGUGGCCAUAGAUGAUAUAUCCCUAUACAGUGGGCACUGUUCAGACUCGACUAAAACUACCCCCCCUGCACCCAUGACAACACAUUCGAUUACAACAGAAGGUGCCGAACCUCCAACAGGAAACAUAUCGACGACACUAACAUCCACAAUCGAUACAACCACAGACAUAACUGUCACCGACACGCAGACAACCAGACAGUCAACAACGAAGCCUUCGACUCCAAAUACCUCACCAGAAACGCCUGGGUCGACAGUUACCAUCCAACCGCAGACCACUGCCGUAGUUCACCCAUCACCCACCAACCACCCAGUAGAUGAAGGAACGGAAGAUCCAGGACCUGAAGCCACGACUGAGGAAAUGACAGCACCUAUUACAUACCCUGGGUCCACAGCUAAGCCCAUACCGCUAACAACAGAAAGCAAUGAACCCACAACUAAACCACAUCCGAUAACAUCGGUGUCUGGUGCGACAGUUACCAUCCAACCGCAGAGACCUGCCGUAGUUCACCCGUCAUCCACCAACCACCCAGUAGACGAAGAAACGGAAGAGCCAGGACCUGAAGCCACGACUGAAGAAAUGACAACACCUAUUACAUACCCUGGGUCCACAGCUAAGCCCAUAGCGCUAACAACAGAACGCAAUGAACCCACACCUCAACCACACCCGCCAACAUCAGUGACACCACAGACUCCAAACAAAACUCCAACAGCUGGACUUCAGUCAACGAGUCUUUAACCUCAGCCUCCAAACGCAACAAGUGAAGCACAGUUAACCACGACCAUCAAACCACAACAUCCGAAUGAAUCUCAACCAGCGACAGCUGUUCUACCACAGCCCCCAAUUGCACCUGAAUCAAAAAUAACUCUACCGCGGACAUACAAACGGAAGCUGGGGGGCCUGUGUGGAAACUUUGACAGUCGAAUCUUGAAUGACCGGAUGAAACCGGAUGGCACGCUGGCCCAGACGCUUCAAGAGUUUGGAGGAAGUUGGAGAGUGUGACAGAGUCAUUGAUGAGGAAAGUAACAGCCCUUUGGAAACUGCUCAGGAAGUUCUACGUUUUCGUUUUCUUCACAUCAAGCAAAUGCUGAAUCGUCUUUAUUUUCAGUUCAUGUCUGUACCUUGCCUGAAUUCAUUAAACUCGGUCGGCUCUUGCUCUACCAUAACGAUGCACCCUACUAUUUCGUUCGAAGGGAAACUACUUUGAGAUCUCUUUUCUCUUGAUAUGAUUUUAUGAAAUUAGACAAUAAUAUAUACAUCAGUGCACCUUUUUCACAAUCCUUUCAUAGCAGCAUUUGCGACUUUUUUCAUUUUCCUUGUACCUAUUGUGGCGCAAUGAUUGUUAAGGAAAUGUUCAGGGAAAAACAAUAAUGAUCCUUUUGUAUGUCAGCAACACACAAAAGAAUACUCCACACGAUGAUCGCGUAUCUCGUUUGAGCAGUCUACUGAUGGUUUGGUUUGACUUUGCUUUGUUUGUCUGUUUUUACAGGAAAACAUGAUACACUCGGGCUUUGUUCAUAAAUUGAAACCCUUAUUUGAAUGUGUCCUCCGGUGACGCACUGGGAUCAUUAAAAAGGACCUAACCUGAAACCGCCUUCCCUCCCUCUUCAGGUGCCCAAACGAGAUUGCUACCAAUAGAAAGCAGAGGGGUGUGUCUCCUGAGAUUUAACGAUACUACUUAGUCGACGUCAAACAGCAAGGAGAUGAAGUAGGGAAGUUGACCUCCUCGUGAGACGUGAAAACUACAGUCAAAGAUGAAUCUGUUUGUUUGCUAUUUUUUGCUGUCGCUGUCUAUACGGCUGAUCAACGCACAAAACACUGGAUCAGAAUUAGCUACCAUCAGCACAGGUAACCCUCUCACACUGACUGUAUAUUUAACAGCGGGGGUUUGAACUUGAAACUUUGAUAUUUUUCUCUUUGAUAUAAUUGUCAGCUACCAACAGCGCAGGUAACUUAUCUGUCUAUUUUUA
Messenger RNA from Syngnathus typhle (broad-nosed pipefish), 5776 nucleotides. RefSeq names its product zonadhesin-like. The record is from RefSeq and is a predicted model, not a curated record. Gene Ontology annotation, cellular component: membrane. Lineage: Eukaryota; Metazoa; Chordata; Actinopteri; Syngnathiformes; Syngnathidae.